This is a messenger RNA of Peniophora sp. CBMAI 1063, 444 nucleotides long. The record is from the annotation of a GenBank genome assembly. Lineage: Eukaryota; Fungi; Basidiomycota; Agaricomycetes; Russulales; Peniophoraceae.
AUGGAGAUCCAGCCGAGGGGCCCAUUCGCGUGGAGAAUCAAAGGGAGGCGUCGUCUCGAUGCAUCCAGCAAAGCGGACGCUCCGAGGGUGUUGGCGAUCCGCCACAAGCGUACCAGAGUGUUGAUCCAAUGGCCGGAGACGUAUGAAGACCUACUCGCCGCAUCGCGUCGCGCGUUCUCCUCUCUCCCGAAGGACGAUGCGAAGAUAUACUUCGUGACGUUUGCCGAACUCAAUAGGAAGGAGCACUGGAUAGUGAAGAGGUUCACGACAGGAAAUGUGCGUGUUGCGCCUGAGGUUUGGGGUGGGAUUCGACCGCCGCUUGAGCAUGGGGGUCCGGGCGUUGUUAGGGAGGUUGAGGUGAAGACGCAGAGGAGGCCGUGGGACAUGAUCAGGACGUGUCAGCGUGACCUGAGGGAAGGUGUAGAGGAGAAGGCAAAGGACUGA